AUGUCCUCCUUUGGUAACAUCUUCAGAGUCACCACCUACGGUGAGUCCCACUGCAAGUCUGUGGGCUGUAUUGUCGACGGGUGUCCUCCAGGCUUGGAGUUGACAGAGGCAGAUAUCCAACCUCAGUUAAGUCGAAGAAGACCUGGCCAGAGUAAGCUAUCGACGCCUAGAAACGAGAAGGACCAGGUCCAUAUUCAGCUGGGAACUGAGUUUGGCAAGACCUUGGGUACUCCCAUUGGUAUGUUGGUGCACAACGAAGACCACAGACCCCAUGACUACUCGGAGAUGGACUUGUACCCCAGACCAUCUCAUGCUGAUUACACCUACAUCAAGAAGUACGGGGUAAAGAGCGCUUCGGGCGGUGGCCGCUCGUCUGCUAGAGAGACGAUCGGCAGAGUUGCCGCUGGUGCUAUCGCUGAGAAGGUGCUCGCAAAGGCCAACAACGUGGAGAUUGUUGCCUUUGUCUCCUCCAUUGGGGAAGUGGCAAUGGACAGAAACCCACAGGAUGAAAAGUUUCAGGAUUUGCUCAAUACCAUCACCAGAGACCAGGUGGAUGCUGCUGGCCCCGUGAGAUGUCCCGAUGAGACCGUCAGAGAAGAGAUGGUCAAAGUGAUCGAGAAGUACAGAGAUGCUAAGGACUCCAUUGGCGGUGUCGUAACGUGUGUGAUCCGCAACUGUCCGAUUGGUCUUGGUGAGCCUUGUUUUGACAAGUUGGAGGCCACCUUGGCCCACGCCAUGAUGUCGUUGCCAGCCACAAAGGGCUUCGAAUUCGGCUCAGGGUUCGCCGGCACCAGGAUCCCUGGCUCUGUCCACAACGACCCCUUCCAUUUCUGCAACAACUCGCAAAGAUUGAGAACGAAAACCAACAACUCAGGUGGUGUGCAAGGUGGUAUCUCCAACGGAGAGAACAUCUACUUCUCUGUUGCCUUCAAGUCUGCUGCAACCAUCUCUCAGGAGCAGCCUACUGCCACUUACGAGGGUAAAGACGGGGUGCUUGCUGCAAAGGGUAGACACGACCCUUCGGUGACGCCUAGAGCUGUCCCUAUUGUCGAGUCGAUGGCUGCGUUGGUGCUUGUAGACCAAUUGUUGAUGCAGAAGGCCCGUGAGUACGGCCGCUCCGUUGUGGAAGGAAGCCUGUAA
This is a messenger RNA of Candidozyma auris, 1140 nucleotides long. It is a transcript of the gene ARO2, whose product is annotated as bifunctional chorismate synthase/riboflavin reductase [NAD(P)H] ARO2. The record is from RefSeq and is a predicted model, not a curated record. Lineage: Eukaryota; Fungi; Ascomycota; Pichiomycetes; Serinales; Metschnikowiaceae. Gene Ontology annotation, molecular function: FMN binding; chorismate synthase activity. Bases 1 to 1140 code for a protein of 379 amino acids. The transcript has a single exon. Gene Ontology annotation, biological process: aromatic amino acid biosynthetic process; chorismate biosynthetic process. Gene Ontology annotation, cellular component: cytosol.